This is a messenger RNA of Alternaria burnsii, 2313 nucleotides long. RefSeq lists its product as uncharacterized. Gene Ontology annotation, molecular function: protein binding. The transcript has 3 exons. The record is from RefSeq and is a predicted model, not a curated record. The coding region runs from base 1 to 2313 and encodes 770 amino acids. Lineage: Eukaryota; Fungi; Ascomycota; Dothideomycetes; Pleosporales; Pleosporaceae.
AUGGCAGGAUUUGAAGCGCCCAAGGCUGAGGCUGAGGCGCCCUUGGCAUCCUACCAGCAUGAGCAGCUGCAGGCCUUCUCUGCGAUCUGUAUCACAUUCACCCCAAUUCUACAAGAUCACAAAGUUUCACGCAACCACCGUCUUGCGCCAGCCAUGGCCAGCACGUUUCAUGGAGCUAUCGGCGCUCACGUCGCCAUUCCCGCUCCACACUGCGGGCCUGGUGGGACGAUGAACUUCAACUUUGGGCCUGGCCGAGCCGAUGGGCAAAAGCAGAAACCUGAACCUUUCUCAACGGUGCCGUUUGCACCGGACCCUGACCUUGUCGACCGGCCUGCGAUCGCCGCCUGGGUGCGCGACAAGUGCGCGGGACCGGGCGCGCGGGCAGCGCUGGUGGGUCUCGGCGGCGUAGGCAAGUCGCAGCUCGCCCUCCAGUACGCCCACAGCAUUCGCGAUGUCGCGCCACAGACGUUUGUGUUCUGGGUGCACGCCAGCACCCGGGCCCGGUUCGAGGAAGCGUACAAAGGCAUCGCCACCCGGCUGGAGCUGCCGGGGAGGGACGAUCCGAAGGCGAACGUGUUGCGGCUGGUGCACGACUGGCUGCGCGACGAGGCGAACGGACGGUGGGUGAUGGUCGUCGACAACGUGGACGAUGUAGAGACCUUCUUCCCGUCGCGGAAGCGCCAACGCCAGGGAGACGAGGGCGAUGCUUGCGCCCAGAUACCGCUGGCCACCUUCCUUCCGCAGAGCCGCAACGGGGCGAUACUAGUCACGUCACGGAGUCAGGACGCAGCCGCCAGGCUAGUGGGAGGCUACAACAGGACUAAGGGAGUGCUUGCGAUGGACGAAGGUGAAGGCCUGCAACUGCUUCGCAACAAGCUGCAGCACCCGCCAGUCGAAGAGAGCGCUGUAGACCUGCUGCGCGCGCUCGACUACAUACCUCUCGCCGUCGUCCAGGCGGCCGCGUACAUCAACCGACGCGGGCGCAUGACAGUCGCUGGCUAUCUAGCUGAGUUUCAGAAGGACAGCAAAAAGCGCGAGAGACUGCUCAAAUGGGACGCGGGCGAGCUGCGCCGUGACGAGAGCGCGUCCAACUCGGUGGUGACAACGUGGCAGAUGUCGUUUGAGCAGAUCCAGCGGGAGCGGCAGUCAGCAGCCGAUCUGCUGUCACUUAUGAGCUUCUUCAACCCGCAGGGCAUACCUGAAUCCGCGUUGAGGAGACACAGCAGAGAGGCCACGAGGGGAGCGGGGUCGGAGGAUCAAGAAGACCUGGACAGCGCGCUUGACGACGAUCUGGCUACCCUGCGAGCAUACUCAUUGGUGUCGAUGACAGCAGAUAGUGACGUUUUCGAGAUGCACGCUCUGGUGCAGUUCUGUACACGAGUCUGGUUAUCGUCGUCUAGCGAUGCUGAACAGUGGGAGAGGCGGUUCGUAGAGCUAAUGGCGCAAGAGCUGCCUAACGGGGACUAUGAGAAUUGGGCCAAGUGCCAGCAGCUGCUUCCGCACGUCGAACCGCUCUUUAGCACUCAGCCAGCCAGCGAAGAAGCGUUGAAGGCAUGGGCGCAGGUGCUUUACAACGUAGCAUGGUAUCUUAGUGCGAUAGGAAGCUAUAGUGUAGCGCAUCAGUUAGCAGCAAAGGCAGUUGCCGCCAACGAGAAAGCAUUAGGGCAAGAGAACCAGCUGACACUGAACAGCCUAAAUACACUAGCGAUUGUGCUGCACUUUCAGGGCAAGUACGAGGAGGCAGAAACGCUUCACCGGCGGGUGCUAGAAGUAGAAGAGACGCAUCUAGGUGACAACCACCCCGACACGUUGAUAAGCAUGAACAACCUAGCAAUAGAUCUCCAUUGCCAGGGCAGGUACGAAGAGGCAGAGACGCUUAAUCGGCGAGCCCUAGAAGGGAAGGAGAAGAAGCUAGGCCAGGAUCACCCCAACACGCUGAAUAGCGUGAGUAACCUGGCAUUAGUCCUCCAGGAUCAGGGCAGAUACGAAGAGGCAGAGAUGCUGUACCAGCGAGUGAUAGAAGGGUCAGAGAAGAAGCUAGGCCAGGAUCACCCCGACACGCUGACAUCUGUCUACAACCUCGCUAUUCUCUUGGGCAAACUGCGCCGGUACCCAGAAGCGGCCGAGCUUUACCAACGAGCGUGCGAUGGGUCCACUAAACAGCUUGGUUCUCAGCAUCCAUCUACUAUCGUGUUUCGCGACAGCUUUGCAGCUAUGCAGCAAGAGGCAAUUGGAGCUGAAUUAGCGCAAGGCGAAGGGCGGAAUCGUGGAACAGUCGACGAACGCUCGACGCCUAGGAGUCCCCAUUCUUAG